Messenger RNA from Daphnia pulex (common water flea), 520 nucleotides. Its product is annotated as anaphase-promoting complex subunit 15B-like. The record is from RefSeq and is a predicted model, not a curated record. Gene Ontology annotation, cellular component: anaphase-promoting complex. Bases 76 to 438 code for a protein of 120 amino acids. Gene Ontology annotation, biological process: regulation of mitotic cell cycle spindle assembly checkpoint. The transcript is spliced from 4 exons. Lineage: Eukaryota; Metazoa; Arthropoda; Branchiopoda; Diplostraca; Daphniidae.
CGACUACUACUUUUUCAUUGGAAUAACAUCUAUAUAGAUAGGCCCGGAGCUGUCAGAGUGUCAGUGUUUUUUGAAAUGGUUUUUUCAUUUUUUCCAAAUCUCGUGCCUCGUAACGCUAGUCCUUCGUGGUUUCAAGCUGACAAGCCAAUUGACGAAGAAAGUGAACUUACGCAACUAGAACAGGAACAUCAAAUGUGGCUCAAUUCGGUUGCUACAAAGAACAGUGAUAUUUUGCCUAUAGGAAAAACUUCUUCUGAGCCUGUGGAGGAAGAUGAAGAUGAAGAAGAUGAGGAAGAACAUGAAGAUGAUGAUAGUGAAAGUCGGGAAGCUGAAGACAGUGAUAUAGACUCAUUUACUGCUAAUGGACCUAAUUUCAAUCGCGAUCUUGGCGAAGGUCCACCCAGACUUGCCAACCUCACUAUGGAUCUGAGUGAAUAAAAACCAAGCAAGGUUUUUCUUGAUUACUUUUGUAAAGUAUUUUUACAGCUAUCCAGCCCUAAUAAACUAGUUUGAUAUUUAA